Bufo gargarizans (Asiatic toad) is the source of this 612-nucleotide messenger RNA. Its product is annotated as lymphocyte antigen 6C1-like. The record is from RefSeq and is a predicted model, not a curated record. Bases 97 to 462 code for a protein of 121 amino acids. Lineage: Eukaryota; Metazoa; Chordata; Amphibia; Anura; Bufonidae. The transcript has 3 exons.
AGUGUAGUAACACAACUCUGGGGUGUUACACAAUGACGACAAACCUAUAAAAGGAGGAAGAGGGAGAGACCGUACUCAGACAAUCACCAGACCACCAUGGAAAUAACACAUCUUUUAUCUCUUUCCGUUCUCAUCUUGUUAAGCAUUCAGACUGUAAAUUGCCUGAAAUGUUCAACCUGCAACGACACCAAAUGUGAUACUUAUAAACCGGUAACUUGCCCUGAAAUCCCCGGAGCUGCAUGCCAAACUGUUUCUUUCAAGAUGGGUGAUGGUAAACGUGUAUCAAAAGGUUGUUCCACACAUGAAUUGUGUGAAGUGAAACCUCCUAUUGUACCCCAGGGUGUUGAGUUUAAAACAGACUGCUGUGCUACAGAUCUCUGCAACUCCGCCAUUACCACUAAGAUGUCCCUGCUCCUUGCCGGCUUCUUGGUCCUGAUGUCUCUGUGUGUCUCCAGGUUUUGAUCCGGUCCUUGACGCUCUUCUGAGACCAACGACAUGGCUUGGCCAGCGUAUACUAUGCACGGCAUCUCGCUUACCGAGGGCACAUAUAUCAGCCAUUUAUAUUUGUAUUAUGGACGCCUUUGCUUAUGCAAUAAAGAAACUUCUAUUUGA